AGGAAAUACCUCUGAGCGUUUAAGCUCGUCACGCCCCGUACUAUGAACUUACCCGAUCCCGACGUCACUGUGCGUGUGGCAGCAGAUCAACCCCGCCACGCAACAGGGAUGUCGCGAGAACAUGAAAAACAGAAAAAGCAAUAAGCGAAUGAUGUCAGUACCUCCCUCACUAUGGCUGCUGCCCGCCCAACUUUCCUUGACUUCUUCGAUAUCGAAUAAUCCCAAAACCUUGCAAUAGUCCGCAAGCAAAUCCUACCCAGGACUGUCAGACCUGCACGACUCGCUACCGAAUUCUGGCAAGUAAUCGACGGAAUCCCGUCCUUCACCUUGUUCAUUGCACUGUUUCGUCCCGACCGUACGGCACAGCACAGCGCAACUCCACACUUCAUCCCACCUCAGCAUUCCAUUCCCCGAGCUCCAGCCUCAAGCGUCCAAAAGCUCCCUCUUCGAGCGACCUCGCACGGCCACCGACGCCACACUUCACAUAAUGUCGUCCCCACCAACACCGCCCGACGAGAAGCAGACGGAAGAGCAAAAGCAGACCCAAAAAGAAAAGGUCCUCGCCCAAGCCACCGCCAAGCUCGAAGAGGCACAGAAAGAGACCGAAGCCGCGCAGGCGCUCCGCGAGCGGGCCGAGGCGACCGAGGACCCGGAGGAGAAGAAGAAGAUACUCGCCGAGGCGGCGGAGCACGAGAAAAAGGCACAGGGGUCGGCUAAGCAGUCGAAGCGGCUGCAGAGCGGCGUGUGGCAGGGCGGCAUCGGUGGCGCGGGCAUCGGAGCCGGACUUGGCACGGGACUGGGCGCCGGGGUGGGUACGUUGGUGGGGGCUGUUGUCGGCGGUGUCACGGCUAUUCCUACGACGGGGCUGGGGCUUUUGGUUGGCGCUGGGACGGGCGCGAUACACGGGCCUUGGUAUAAACUGGAACAGGAGAAGAAGGAGGCUGAGGAGGCAGAGGCGAGUGGGGAUGAUGGGGGAGAGCCCAAGGAUAGAGCAGGAGCUGAGAAGGCCGUCAAGGCCGGGUAAAACCUAGACCUCGGUUGUGUUUCCUCGUGUCUUAUCCUUUUUUGUUUGACGAGAGUACCAUCUGAUGAGGGCUGUAUGAUAUACGGGUGCAAGCUUUUGUUUAUGGGAUGCGAGGGGGGAUCAUGGCUUACGACCGAAAACGGCCAUUGCAUAUAGCCUUGUUUUCUCAUUUUGUUUCCUUUUCGUCGUUCUUCUUUCCAUUAUACCUAGCAUAGCAACACGAUCUUGGGUUCUUUUGGGGUUUAGAUGUUCAAAAAGAGGUAUAGGAAAACACGAGCUAUACGUAUGGG
Messenger RNA from Colletotrichum scovillei, 1314 nucleotides. RefSeq lists its product as uncharacterized. The record is from RefSeq and is a predicted model, not a curated record. The transcript has a single exon. The coding region runs from base 488 to 1024 and encodes 178 amino acids. Lineage: Eukaryota; Fungi; Ascomycota; Sordariomycetes; Glomerellales; Glomerellaceae.